GGAAAGUAUAACAAAACAACUGAAAGAACCGACGACGAUGCAUUAAAAUGUUUCAAAAAGUCAAACGAUAUCAUGGCUAAUGUAAGUUUACUGACUGCACGAGGCCGUUAUAUUGAAUCUUUAUUGCUGCUGCAGAAUCACAAGCUUGAUGAAACAAACUAUUCUUCGCAUAUAAUAUCAGUGGCUAACAAAGCUUGUAAUUAUUAUUAUGAGAAAAAUGAUUUUGACGAACUUGAACAAGCCCUGGCCUAUCUAGAAUUUAAAGAUAAGAUCUCUUUUCUGUACGAAAAAGAUGGCUGUGAAAAGCUUCUUCUUCAACAGUUUAAAAAGUCAAAACGGCUCGAUAUGGCUUUCGAGUAUCUAAUGCAGCAGGAAAGGUACUUGGAAGCAGCAGAGUUUGCGUGUGAUGCUUUCAGUAAAUCGGACUGCUUGUUACUGGCUGCCAGAAAUGCUGUUGACAGUGGAAAGGAAAACCUAUCACUUGCAGAAAGGUUAAAUGACAUGUAUGAGUGUCUUGAUCAUUCGUCUUACAUGCGCAAAGCAGCAGUGUUGUACUCUCUAAUAGAAUUAACUGGUAAAAAAGAUGAAUACAAAUAUGAAUUACUUUAUGAGGUACUCUCUCAUGGUCAAUUUGAAGAGCAAAGGCGCUUCCUGGAAGAUAAAGAUGAUUGCGAAGAACUAUUGCUUAAAUUUUUCAAGACUCGCGGUCGUACAGAUUUAUCUGUAGAGUAUUUGAAAGAGAGACAAAGAUUCAUCGAAGCCGCUGACGUAACUAGUAAUGUGCCUCUUAAAACAAAAUGUCUGCUGAUAGCUGCUAGAAAUGUACUAAAAACAGACAGGGUUGAGAAAAAGAUGUUGAUUACAAAGAAACUUGAAAUCGCAUACAGUGACUUAGAUAGGUAUGAGGAUGUCUUAAAGGCCGAUACACUUUAUUACAGAAUGUGCUUGCUUGACAACCUAAAAUACGUUACUGAUGCAGUACAAUUAUACAAUAGUGCGAAGAAUGUGUCGGUACACUUUUGUGCUUUGAUCUUUGGCAAAAAAAGAAACCGGAUUGCAUAAUGGAAUACCAACCAGCACUAAAAUGCUCUUGUAUGAAAGCUAUGGUAAAUCAUGUUGCAACAGUAGUCAAAUUGAUUUCUCAUUUAUUAGAUAAUAAUAAUGAGGAUAAAAAAUUUCUUGAGUAUUAUAAUUACUUCGGGUUUGAUGUAUUAGACAACACAAUUUCAUCAUUGACUCAAUGCGACCUAUCUAGCCUGACUUACUUUUCGCGAUUUUCGGAUCAGAAAGAUAUCAAGAAGUUCUCUCUUUCGAAUGAAAUUCCAACAGUCGAUGUAAGGAAGUUUAUUGCGAAAGUUUUGUUUAAUCUUUUGAGGAUGUUUGUUAUUGAUCUUCGCAAGUUGAUUAAAAGUAAACUCCUUACUGUCAUAAUGUGCUCAUUGUCCUGCACUGAAAAGAACUGUGGCAAAUCACACGUUGUUCCUGAUUUACAAAUAUUUCUGAAGGGAAAGCUACUUGUUAUCAACUUUCUGAAUAUGCAGCAUAAACUUCUACAUAAGAAAAAGGUUUUUCAAACUCAUUUCUCCAAACAAAACCUCUUAUGGUUAGAUACUGAAAACGAUAUGGACAUACUAAACUGCGUAUUUGAUUAUAUUACUGGUUUCAUUGAGUAUCUGCACACUCCCAAUCUAAUAUCAUCAUUCAUACAUAAGUUUUUUUAAAUAUGCUCAAUACGCAUCGCAACAACUUGUGUUAUACAUCAGACGUGCUUGGAAGGUGAGAGAAGAAAAGGAAAACAUAGAUGUGAACUUCUACUACAAAAUACAUUUCUUGUCGUUCAUGAUUGACAAAAGUAAUCCGGUAGUUGAUGAACUGAUGUUUCAUGCUACUGACGAAAAAAAUCGUGCUGUAAAGAAAAAAUAUUUCUUUAAUGUUCUUAAGCCACUUAGUGCUGCUAUCGCACAUUUGUACCGCCAACACAAUGUGAUUUAUGCAUUAGAAUCUUAUCUUUCAAUGUUAACUGAGCCAAUCUGGGAAACGUCUCUGACUAAUCCAACACUCAAUACAUUCUGCACUAUCCUUGAAGUACCUUUAGUCGUUAUAUUUGCAUCACUCUCUGCUUUAAAAGGAAAAUCCGUAAUUUUUCCUGAAAGUUUACUGCUAAAGAAUGCAUUUUUCGACAAACUGUACAGCAAAUCAGAUCAUUCUGGUUUUGAAAUAGCUAUACAAAAAUUGAAACCACACAAAAUAGUGUAUAACAGAAUAUCUGAAUUUUUUCUGAAGUUUUAUAAUCUCUUGAUUGAUACAAAGUCAAACUUUAAUGCGUUUUUUGUGCUAAAAGAUGAACUUCAAGCCUCUACUCAAAGUUUGGCAGAAGACGUAGCAAACGACUUUGUGCAGUGCAGUGAAAGACUGCUAAUAAUAUAUUUGACAGUGCUAUCUAAUAUAAUCACUUACAACAGAAAAUGGGAGAGUUAUCAGACAGCUCUUCCAGAAAAAUGAAAUUGAAAAACAUGACGUAGUGUGUGAAAUAUUCAAUGAAAUAGGGAAGAUGAAAAGCUCAACAGAAGCUCAAGCUUUGUUGCAACGUGUACUGGAAACUAAGAAAGAUAGAUUAAAAACUUUAACAUGGAGUCGAAAAACUACAAAAGAGAAUUGAUACAGUAAAACAACGCCUUGAAGAAGAGGAUAUGAAUGAAAUAUUUUAAGAGUUUGGAGAUAUUGCGGAAAAGCAAUCAACGAAGAAAAAAGCAAAGAAAACUGAAAUGGCUAAACGAGUAUCAGUUAGCAAUACGUUAGAGAACACUACACCAUUCACAUUUGGGACUUAUUAAUUGCCACCUAUAACUUUAAUAAGAUGUUAAUAUUUUUUAAUAAUUUCGCCACACACAAUUUUGAAACUCGCAUGUAAUGAUAUGCAUUCGCUUUUGUAAUAAGUUUUUGUUUGUAAUAUAGAAUAAUUAGAAUUAGAUAUUAGUCGUGCACUUGACGUACUAGUGUAGAGAAAUUACACUAUAUAAUUGUAGAGAAAUAGAUACAAAAAAUCUUUUUGUGUAUUUGUUUUUUUCCUUUAAGGGUAGUACAACUUUUAUUAGGAAGAAUAAAAAUAAUCCAUUGUUGUUUACCUAAAACUUUUACAUUUUUAACGUUUUGACUUUAUUUUUGACUUCAUUCUUGACUGUCGGCCAGAAGCAAGUCGUUCUAAUCAUGCACGAAAUCUUAACGCUACAAACAACAAAUGCAGUAUUCUUGAUCGCUUUAGGGCUCGAUUUUUUGUAAAUAACCAAUUAUCAAUUAUUGGAGGCCUCGACAUGCUGACAGAAGAACUUAAAACGAUCAGAGCUAGGAUUAACACAGUGGAUGCUGUGG
Hydractinia symbiolongicarpus is the source of this 3369-nucleotide messenger RNA. RefSeq lists its product as uncharacterized. Bases 73 to 1062 code for a protein of 329 amino acids. The transcript is spliced from 2 exons. Lineage: Eukaryota; Metazoa; Cnidaria; Hydrozoa; Anthoathecata; Hydractiniidae. The record is from RefSeq and is a predicted model, not a curated record.